AUGAGGGACGAGGCGACGGGCUCCGCGGCGGAGCUGCUGGCGCCGCGGAUGCUGGUGCCCGCCUCCAGCCGCGUCCAGGAGCUCGAGAGGUUCUCGCAUUACGUCGCUAGGCAAAUUGGCUUUGAGGAUGUGAAGGAAUGCCCCCACCUGUGCACGCUAGCCUACGAUUAUCUCAGGAAGAACAAGGGCUACGAAGAGAACAUUUUUGCGUUCUUCCAGAAUAACAUGGAUCCUGAGCCCCUGAUUGUGAAGUUUAUCGAGGAGCUUGACAAAUGUAUAGUUGGCUACUUCUCCUUCCAUUGGAAAUAUGCCACUUACAUAAUUACCCAGGUUCUCACGGUAGAAGGUGCGACUAAAAGAAAGUUCAAGAAUUUUGUGUUAGAGGCCACCAGGGAACAGAGAUUCGAGAGAGUGACAAGAAACUUGAAGGUUACAAGGUUUUUCUCCACAUUGGUGGAAGAACUGAAGGCCAUAGGACUAUCUAGCCAUGAUGAUUCUCCACGGAAUGAUGUGAUGGUGCCAGUAGCACACUGCAAUCGCAGCCCGGUUUUACUCCUGAUGGGUGGUGGGAUGGGAGCUGGCAAGAGCACUGUACUUAAAGAUAUCCUUAAGGAAGCAUUUUGGUCUGGAGCAGCAGCGAAUUCAGUGAUUGUGGAGGCAGAUGCAUUCAAGGAAACUGAUGUAAUCUACCGAGCCAUUAGCUCUAGAGGCCACCACAAUGACAUGCUGCAGACUGCAGAGCUGGUGCACCAGUCAUCCUUGGACGCAGCCUCCUCGCUCCUCGUCACUGCACUCAACGAAGGCCGGGAUGUGAUCAUGGAUGGCACUCUGUCCUGGGAGCCAUUCGUACAGCAAACGAUAGCCAUGGCCAGGGCCGUGCACAGGCAGCGGUACCGCAUGGGAUGUGGCUACAAGGUCACAGAUGAUGGGACAAUAACCGAGGAGUACUGGGAGCCGGUUGAGGACUCUAAUACUGAUGAGGAGAACGAAGUACCAGCAAGGAAGCCUUACCGGAUCGAGCUCGUUGGUGUGGUCUGUGAUGCAUAUCUAGCUGUUGUCAGGGGAAUCAGGAGAGCUGUAGUCACUGGGAGAGCAGUGAGGGUGAAAUCGCAGCUGCAGUCACACAAGCGAUUUGCUACGGCUUUCAACAGUUACUGCAGCCUUGUCGACAACACAAGGCUCUACAGCACCAACACCUUGGGUGUUCCUAAGUUAAUAGGAUGGAAGGAUGGUGAGAGCAGCUUAUUGGUGGAUCCUGAAGAAAUAGGCUGCUUGGACAGACUAAGAAGCUUGAAUGAGGAGGCCAACUGCGUCCAUGAGCUAUACGCCGACGGCCAACCAACAGGAGGCUCGUCGUCAGCAUGGCAGGACCUGGUCAUGUCGGCCUCGAGGGUGUCGGCGCAGCGGAAGCUCAAGGCUGCCAUCGAAAGGAACGAGGCACGCUUCAAUCCUGCAUAG
Messenger RNA from Miscanthus lutarioriparius, 1458 nucleotides. The record is from the annotation of a GenBank genome assembly. NCBI's taxonomy places the organism in Eukaryota, Viridiplantae, Streptophyta, Magnoliopsida, Poales, Poaceae.